Hyaloscypha bicolor E is the source of this 408-nucleotide messenger RNA. RefSeq lists its product as uncharacterized. The record is from RefSeq and is a predicted model, not a curated record. Lineage: Eukaryota; Fungi; Ascomycota; Leotiomycetes; Helotiales; Hyaloscyphaceae. Bases 1 to 408 code for a protein of 135 amino acids. The transcript has a single exon.
AUGAGCUUGAUAUCCGAUUUGGUUAGCAAUGUUGAAGGCGGCAAACAUACGAUUUUCAAGACUUACGGAGACACCGAGAGAAAAUUAAAAGGAAGUUGCAAAGCCAUUGGAGAGUACAAAGCUACGAUUGAGCAAAUGAGUCCUCUUUUUGAAGUGGGACUAGCUACUCGACACAGAAAGUUUGAACUGGAUAUGAAGUGCAUCAAGGGCGGCCGGCCGGAUUGGGAAUUGGUCAACAAAGGAAAUGAAGCUGCACACAAUGGCCGAGCUUUAGCAGAUGCAACGAUGUUCCAGGGCUUCUGGAAGGAUGGACGGCCAUAUGUUGGCGAAUUCGAGGAUCAAUACAACAAGGUCCCUGCUAAGGAAUUUGGGAGCGCAGGGGCUUUUGCAUGUUUCAUGACAUGUUGA